AUGGCGCCCCCGUCGCCGCGCCCCCCGGGGCCGCUGCUGCUGCUGCUGCUGCUGCUGAGCGCCGCGCUGCUGGGCGCCCGGGCCCGCGCCGAGCCCGCCGGCAGCGCCGUCCCCGCGCAGAGCCGCCCGUGCGUGGACUGCCACGCGUUCGAGUUCAUGCAACGCGCCCUGCAGGACCUGCGCAAGACGGCCUUCAGCCUGGACGCCCGGACGGAGACCCUCCUGCUGCAGGCAGAGCGCCGGGCCCUGUGUGCCUGCUGGCCCUCGGGGCGCUGA
Messenger RNA from Pipistrellus nathusii (Nathusius's pipistrelle), 276 nucleotides. Lineage: Eukaryota; Metazoa; Chordata; Mammalia; Chiroptera; Vespertilionidae. The record is from the annotation of a GenBank genome assembly.